This is a messenger RNA of Lagopus leucura (white-tailed ptarmigan), 2016 nucleotides long. It is a transcript of the gene VASH2, whose product is annotated as vasohibin 2. Lineage: Eukaryota; Metazoa; Chordata; Aves; Galliformes; Phasianidae. The record is from RefSeq and is a predicted model, not a curated record. The transcript has 7 exons. Gene Ontology annotation, cellular component: cytoplasm. Bases 16 to 885 code for a protein of 289 amino acids. Gene Ontology annotation, biological process: regulation of angiogenesis.
CAGACCUGGGAGCGGAUGUGGGGGCACGUGGAGCGGGUGCACCCCGACGGCAGCGCCGUGGCCGCCGCCAUCCGCAGCGCCGCCUGCCUGGCCCGGCCCUCGGUUCCGCCCGUGCCCAAUUACAAGCUCUCCAUGUCCAUCCCAGAAUGGCUGCAGGCAAUACAGACCUACAUGAAGAUGCUGCAAUACAAUCACACGGGAACUCAGUUCUUCGAGAUCAGAAAAUCCAGACCUCUAAGUGGGUUGAUGGAAACAGCAAGAGAAAUGACCAGGGAGUCCUUACCUAUCAAAUGCCUUGAAGCAGUCAUCCUGGGGAUAUACCUAACAAAUGGGCAGCCCUCUGUGGAACGAUUCCCCAUCAGCUUUAAAACCCACUUCUCAGGGAACUAUUUUCAUCAUGUGGUGCUUGGGAUUUACUGCAAUGGCCGGUAUGGAUCACUGGGCAUGAGCAGGCGCUCGGACCUAAUGGACAAACCUCUGACUUACCGAACUCUGAGCGACCUCAUCUUUGAAUUUGAAGACUCCUAUAAGAAGUACUUGCAUUCAGUCAAAAAAGUCAAAAUCGGAUUAUAUGUUCCGCAUGAGCCACACAGCUUUCAGCCCAUUGAGUGGAAACAGCUGGUCCUCAACGUAUCCAAAAUGAUGCGCACAGAAGUCAGGAAGGAGCUGGAGAAGUUUGCCAGGGAUAUGAGGAUGAAGAUUCUGAAGCCCUCAAGUGCCCAUUCUCCCAUGAAGGAGAGGUCGCGGGGUAAGUCGCUGUCCCCUCACCGAAGGCAGGCCAGCCCUCCGAGACGGCCGUUCAGAAGAGACAAAUCGCCUGCGGUGGUGGACAAGAAGGGAGACCUGGCUACACUCAACGAGGUGGGCUACCAGCUCCGCAUCUAACAAAGCCAUAGGCUGGACAGAGGGCUUCCUCGGUGCUUCCCACUGCACUUUACCCUCACUCCACUGGAAGGAAAAAGGAACGGGACUAUUUAUUAACUUGUGGACACUUACAGUAAAGGUUUUAUCUAGAAAAUAGAACAGAGAAUUUUCUUGGUGGCUGUAUUUAUUUUCAUUCAGUUCAUGAAAAGGCAUUAGUGAAGAGAACCUUCACUCUAUCAUGUAGGACAUAACAGCAGUUGUAUGUGAAUUUCUACAAGUAGAGUUUUGCUAUGUGAGCAUUAAUGGAAUUUGGACAUUGUGCUGGCUGGUAGCUUUGGGUUGGCUACAACUCAUACUCUUAGUAUUAAGAUGUGCUGGGUGCAGUGUUUAAAAAAAAUAAAUAAAUCACAUUCAGUAUUAAUAGUCGGUUCAGCAAUAAAAACAACCAGUGCAGCAGUGGCAUGAUUUUUUGAAGUGUCAACAUUACCUCACAAAACUGAAUAGAUAUGCAAAACUGUCAGUAUUACUGUUUUGUAACAAGUUUGUACUGUUUCCCAGCAUUCCUGGUAGUAUUAAAAUGGCACUGGAUGUGCCCUGCCACCUCUAUUGUUGUUCUGUGCAUGUUGCUGAAAGACAUUAAUAAUAAUAUGCAAGUUGUAUUCUUAAAAACGUUUUCUUGGGGAAAAAUGAGUUUUUUAAAAAAAUAAUAACUGAUUAAUAGUGAAUUUCUAAUAUUUCAUAAUUUUUUAUACUUUGUCACAAGCUUUUUGUCUUUCUUGACUACACUGCUGAAGCACAAGAAGAAGAGAUUGCUGGUUUUGUAGAGACAAGUGUCCACAAUAAUGGUUUGUUGCUUGUGUAUGUUAUUGCAAUCAUGGAAAAAACGUCCAAAUUGCUGAGUCUUUACACAACUCUUUCAAGAUUUGUGUGCAGCUUUGAACCUCGUCUUUGAAAGGCCAAGUGCUCUCAGAUGGUGAUGCCUUGACAUCUUAUAUUAAGAUCAGACAUCACAGGCUGAAGUUAAGCUUCCACUGUGCUGCCGAGGGAAUUUCUCUUGUAUGCAUUGUAAUCACAACUGCUUAGUCAGACCUGAAUAAGGAAGCUUGUAUUGGAACAAGUUCAGCAAUAAAAUACAUGGUGUGUCUGAAAUAA